Syngnathus acus (greater pipefish) is the source of this 2798-nucleotide messenger RNA. It is a transcript of the gene rad17, whose product is annotated as RAD17 checkpoint clamp loader component. The coding region runs from base 184 to 1953 and encodes 589 amino acids. Gene Ontology annotation, molecular function: chromatin binding; ATP hydrolysis activity. Gene Ontology annotation, biological process: DNA repair; DNA damage checkpoint signaling; mitotic DNA replication checkpoint signaling. The record is from RefSeq and is a predicted model, not a curated record. The transcript is spliced from 16 exons. Lineage: Eukaryota; Metazoa; Chordata; Actinopteri; Syngnathiformes; Syngnathidae.
CGAUGUAUCAUCGCAGUUUACGUUAACUGUCACGCAAUUUACGACAAUUUUCGUCGUCGGUCAGAAGUACAAUCAGCGCAAUCAUAAAGGUGGGUGGAUCCAGCAUUCAUUGAUUUGAUAGGACAUAACAUAAUUGAUUCUAAAAAGAUAAGGAGUCAGGUUUUGGGCCCCCAAAUUGAACUAAUGAGGCCUCGCACAAGGAAAGGAGAGACCAGCAGAUCAGACCCUUGUACCAUGUACCGACAGGUACACUCUGGCCACAAGGAUAAGGAUGAACCCUGGGUAGACAGAUACAUGCCAUAUUAUAAAGUUGAUUUAGCGGUUCACAAGAAGAAGGUAGAAGAAGUGGAGAAUUGGCUGAAACUCCACACAGAACCAUCACAGGGUGGACUACUGCUUCUAAGAGGACCAUCGGGGUGUGGAAAGACUGCUACAAUGCACGUUUUGUCUCGCGAGCUGGGCUUCAGAAUUCAGGAGUGGAUCAACCCACCUAACCUGGUCUGGUGUAGUCAGCAAGUGUUAGACAGGACAACAGUCCUAUCCGGUACUUCCCAGUCUGCCCAAUUCCAAGAGUUUCUCCUGAGGGCCAACAAGUACAACUGCCUAAAGAUGGUGGGUGAUACAAGUUCUACAGGCAGGCCCCUGAUCUUGGUUGAGGAAUUCCCAAACCAGUUUUACCGCAAUCCUAGUGGGCUGCAUGAUAUUCUGAGGUACUUUGUGAAGACCAGGCGAUGUCUCCUUGUGUUCAUUGUGUCCAAUAGCGCAAGUGGAGACAGUAGCUCAAGAGUCCUUUUUCCCAGAGAACUCAUGGAGGAGCUCGACAUCAGUAACAUCAGUUUUAAUCCAGUGGCUCCAACUACCAUGAUGAAGGUUCUGACUCGUAUAUUAUCCAAUGAGGAUAGAAAGAGCAUUGGAAGGGUCAUUGUUCCAGAUCAGACAGUGUUGGAGAUGAUCUGCUCAGGAAGUUCAGGAGACAUUCGCAGUGCUAUUAAUUCCCUGCAAUUUGCCUCCGUUCCAGACCAUUCACUGGAAAAGGGGCUGGUGAGGAGGAACAAUCUUUUUAUAUCACAGGGUAAGGCAGUCUCCGGUUCCAGUUUAGUAUUAAGGAAGAACACUAAGCCAACGAAGGGGCAGGAAGGCGAGCCAACUGUUGGAAUGAGGGACACUGGUUUGUUCCUAUUUAGAGCGCUGGGAAAGAUUCUGCAUUGUAAAAGGGUGGCUCCUGAGUGUGUUAAAACAUCUGAAAGUGCCUUUGGACUUGGGUUACCAUCACAUCUUUCUCUACACCAUAGAGAGUCAUUACUGGUGGAUCCUGAGAGGGUUAUAGAACGUUCGUAUGUGUCUGGGGAGUUCUUCAACCUGUACCUUCAUCAGAAUUACCUGGACUUCUUCUCUGAGAUGGAAGACGUCCACAAAGCGAGCGAGUAUAUGUCAGAUGCUGACCUCCUCACAUCAGAUUGGAUGAGUAGUAAUACUCUGGACAAAUACGCGUCUGCAGUGGCCACCAGAGGACUUCUUCACACCAACUCUCAACAAGUAGCUGUUGGCUUCAGACCACUUCACAAACCCAACUGGUUGCUCGUCAACAAGAAGCAUCGGGAAAAAUGCCUGGCUGCUCAGUGCCUGUUUCGCCACUUGUGUAUGACACCUGUCAGCCUUCAGACUGAGUUGCUACCAUUUCUGGCAAAAUUCACCAAUCGCUUGAGCAACCAAGAUGAGAUAACAUUUAUCCAAGAUGUGGGGCACAUACCAAUGAAGAGGUUCCCUGUAAGUUUAAAACUGGAGGCCUUAACAGACCAAGAAGUCCAUCUAAAAAUUGAUAGUCUGGAGGACAUUAAGGAUCUACAGAAAGGAUCGGUGGAGUGUCUAUCAGCCAAUCACCCGCAGUACCCAACAACCAGUGUCACGGAAAAUGAGAAGACUAUGAUGAUUGAAGAAUACAACAGUGAUUAACGCACAUCCACACUGACCAUAAUGUGCAUUUCUGGUAUUUGUUUUUGUUAUUAAGCUAAGAGUUUAGGCAGCUCAAGGACAAAAAUUCAUUGUGGUCUUAGCUUAAUACGAAAUAAAUAGUUUACCGGCAUUUAAAUUAAGGGCUUCAAAGAAAUAGCCCUUUAUUUUGGAAGAGGACAAUAUUUAUUUUCUAUAACAUCUAUAUUGUUAUCUUGGAACAGAGCAGCUUUAAAGAUACGUUCCUUCGUAUUUCCUGACUUAUCGUCCUUCAUGUUCCUUCAAGGUUAAAAGUCCUGCAACAUUGCAAAUCCGCAUUAUCCACUUUGUUAGCAAUAAAUUCACCUCAUUGUUGUGCAUGCAUCUACCAAUUAUGCAGUGAUUCAAGUGCUGUAGUUUAUGGAAUAGGUUUCACAGCCAACAUGCUUUCUGACACUGAAAUGACUCGCAUUAUAUUCACCCCAUAACUACUAGGAUAUCUUAAAUUAAUUUAAUCAGUUUACUGUUAAUUUUGCCCUAGACUGAGUUCAUGAUUCGAAACUGAAUCAGUUGUAGGAGUAUUGCGUUCAUGUAUGUGAUUAUUAUUUUAAGUUGGUCUGGGUAGGAAAUGUUUCACAGGUUUAUGUUACAUUAUCAGAUACACUAACCAAGUAUAAGCCAACCUUUUGUGUUUCCAGUUGAAACACAGCAUUUUCUUUAUUUGGUGUCAGUUCUAGAGAAGCGACUUUUUUUCAUGUUAUUUCUUGUUAUACCUUUCUAGCAAGAGGUUUUAUUUAGCUAGCUUCCCUCAAUUGCACUUGAAUUAAUGAUAUGAAUAAACACUUCAGAAAAAGAAAAUUUGAAACCUU